Mesocestoides corti is the source of this 5907-nucleotide messenger RNA. Lineage: Eukaryota; Metazoa; Platyhelminthes; Cestoda; Cyclophyllidea; Mesocestoididae. The record is from the annotation of a GenBank genome assembly.
AUGCGCACUCUCUUCCAGCCGGAAUUGCGGCAAUUCCAGCUAGCCUUUGAGGAAACCGUGGCGGAGGCUGUGGAGGCCGGUCCAGGAUCGACAAUCGCAAUUGUGUACGCGGGCCAAGUUCUGCACUCCUCGGGCGAAUGGAUACUCGCUGAUUCGACCUUCUCUGGGGAGCAGCUGAAAAUUUGGCUUGACUCGGAGACUGCAUCAACAUGGCAACCGGAGAUACAAAAGUUGAUGGCUGCGCCUACGGGAGAACGUCCAAUUCAAAUAAACAUUUGCACGCCGAGCGCAGGCUUGAAGACGUGUUGGCCGACGGCCAAGGCCAACUACGUGAUGCUCUCCAAGUCCCGCAGGGUUGCAGUGCAACUGCAAACUGAGGCUUCGUGGCGAGCUAACGGCAUACUCUUAGCUGGGCACCAACCCACCACAUCCUAUGAGGCGUUGCUUGCCUUCAGCACUGAAAUGGCCGACCUGCAUUGGGAGCACCACUCGAAGUCCCACAAGCCCCUUGUUGAAGGGGACUACAAGUUGGUGCAAAAGUCCUUCAAACCCGCCCCGCCUGCCCUCUACCUGCUCCCAAGUGGUCCAGGUGGGGUGCAACCACAAGCAUGCGGUCUGUUUGUUGUCGAAGGCGUCAAUGUGUUGCUAGGCUCGGCUUUUUCAACCACUCGGCCUCCGCAGUGGUGGGAACUGGUUAAAAGUCUUGAUCGCCUCGAUGCUGUUCUUUUCCCGGACUGGUCUGCGGCGAGCAUUCAAAGCUACAAAUUUCUCGAGAGGUACAUUGUAAACGCCGUGUCUACCUCGUACUGUGCUUCUUGGCUUGGUUGUUACUUCACCCCCCCGCCCGGCGACCCCGAGACCGAGUCCCCGCUCCUCCUCACCCCACCCACCUUGCAGGAAUUCGGGGGUCCCCAGCGCCACCAUCAAUUGCCCCCUGCAACCAUCUCUGGGGACCGAUUGCCAGACAAGACCAGUCUUUUUUACAAGAUCGGAGUUGGGGAACUUGUUCUACAGCCUCUGGGCCUGAAUGUGGGGCUGCUGCUGAUUUGGAAACCGUCUUCUGCAAAAGCUAAGCCCCUGCGUCUUUUCCUACCAGCUUCGAAUGUAGUCGAGUCGACAGCACGUGGCAGUCUGGUGGGUGUUGUGCGGAUGCUCCGAAAGGUCGCCGACGUCUGUCCUGCGGAGGUGAGCCACAAGCCCCAAACGGCCAAGCCACUUACGAGAACUACCAAAUCUGCUGCCGAGACUUCUGCGAAGCCCGCCAACGGAGUCAUCAAACACGUUCCACCUACGACUGUCACCAAACCUACACCACCACGACUGGCUCCCACCAAGGCGACCCCACCGAAACAGACACCGCCGUCAAAAGUGCCAACCAAGUCUACGCCUCCAGCGAGACUGUCAGCUUCGGCAAAUACGAGGCCAAUGUCUUCUAAACUGACCCCUCAAAGUCGUCCGGGGACUGCCACAAGCCGACUUUCCAAUUCAUCACAGCAAUGCUCGUCCGCCCCUUCUGUGCCUAAGCCACGAACCACCGUCGCUACUGCAUCACCCCACGGUCCGCAAGCCACACACGUGUCGAAAAAGCCGACAGAGCCUGUGCCCGCAAAGCGCUCGACGCCCUCCAAGACUGAAGCUAAACUCUCCGCACAUGCAGCGAAAGUCACCAAGACCCUCGCAACAAAACCUGGCCACGAAAUUAUGUAUAGCGUCGCCGGGCGCCCGUCUAAUCUCCCUCCAAGACGCAAGGUUGGUGAAAAGACGGUCAUGGAGGAGUUAAAUGAGGUCCCUGAGGCGAAAACACUGGCCACCGAUAUUCCUGUUGAUGCCUCAAAACCUGCAAUGCCCUUCGAAGACCAAACCCACCCUGACCGUCCGCAUGACGAAGAUAUUGUGCAUCACUUUGGUGACGUGGAGGCAUUGAGUCCUUCAGGUAUAUCUGAGACAAACCUUUCCGAGGCUGAAAAACCAGAUGGAGGGGCUGCUCAAAGUCUUUCGGAUAUACAGUCAAAGAAAUUGCCAUCUCAAGAUCGCGAACAACAUAUCGACUUCCUUAAGUCCCCAGAAGCUAAACCUGGAAGCGAAGACGUUAAGUCUCCUUCACAAGCCGAAAAACUUCAACACUUCCCGCCUUGUUUGGGCUUGUCAAGUUCUCCCAAAGGAAUGGGUGAUUUCACACCAGAACUUGAAAAAUUAACACCACAAGGCGUUGAAUUAUCGAAAUCUUCAGAAAUCUCACAUUUUUCGCCAGAACCUCCGAAGGCUUUAGGUGAUGGACAUCAUAUACCCACUCACGAAUAUGGAUAUACAAAUCCAAUUGAAAACGACGCUCUUCACACGCCAGAAUCUCGUCAAUUCGAAGCCCCUGGUAUUGAAGUUGACCACUCUAAAGUCCACGAACUGGAUGAUUCUCCAAAACUAGAGCAUUCAUCAGUUGACUUUAGUUAUUCCAAGAUGCCAGAGAACUCAGAUGUUCACUCACCUAAUGGCCAUUAUUCAGCCGAAUUAGAGGCUCUGAAAGUGGUCCAUGGAACCCCAGGAAAUGCUGAAAGCCCAAAAUUCCCAGCAGAUGAACAUUUUGGUGAGGCUUUUCCCAAAGACGAUCAAUUUUCGCCUAUUCCACCAUUUAAAUGUGAUUCGGAAAACAUGAAAUCUGGUGAGGCAGAACUGCAGAAGCCUUCUUAUGUGGGCGAUUCUUUAGAAAACUUGGGCGAUUUUGGAGAUUCGACUGCUGAUCAGAUAUUACCUAAAGAGUCAGCUGCAGCUGACUUUGCCAUUCCGACGACCCUCACCAAUGUUCCAUGCUCUGAAACUGAAUAUCCAAACACUCCGGACGUGGAAACGUUGUCAGUAGAUCAGCAAUCAGGUGAAGUUCCUGAGAUUAAAAAGCCCUUUGAAGACGUAAACGAGCAUUCAAAUGUCUUCGGCAUGUCACAGUCACCCGAGAUUGCCUUGUCUCCAGUUGAAGUGAAUUUCGAACAUCAUGAAACCACCGCAAUGUCAUCGGAACCAACAUUUGACAAGUCGGGAGCUUUAAUUCAAUCCUCACCGGAAACCGAUUCUUUAGCGUCGCCUUGUGUCGAGCCACUUGAGGUUCAUAAGACAACAGAGCCGUUAAAAUCAGAUAGUUUUACUCUUGACAACUCUAGCUUGCAAAACGUUGUACAUUCUACAGUUGAUUCAGGUGUUGUGGCUACAGAUGACUUUGCCAUUUCGACAACCCUCACCAAUGUACCAUACACUGAAACUGAGUGUCCAGACACUCCGGACGUGGAAGCUUUAUCAGUAGAUCAUCAAUCAGGUGAAGUUCCGGAGAUUAAAAGGCCUUUUGAAGGCGUAAACGAGCAUUCAAAUGUCUUCGGCAUGUCACAGUCACCCGAGCCUGCCUUGUCUCCAGUUGAAGUGAAUUUCGAACAUCAUGAAACCACCGCAAUGUCAUCGGAACCAACAUUUGACAAGUCGGGAGCUUUAAGUCAACUCUCACCGGACACAGAUUCUUUAGCGUCGCCUUGUGUCGAGCCGCCUGAGGUUCAUAAGACAACAGAGGCGUUAGAAUCAGAUAGUUUUACCCUUGACAAAUCUGGGUUACAAAGCGUAGUGUAUUCUGCAGUCGAUUCAGGUGUUGUGGAAUCUCCAGAUUCUAGUCACCAGUCUGCGCGUGGUAUUUCAAAAUCGUCAGAGCCUGUUGCUGAUAACGAUGAAAUUUCAAACUCCCUUGAUUUCCAUCAGGAAGCGACUUUUACGAUGGCCCAAGAUGAUAAAGAACGUGAGCUUUUUAUGGGCGAAACAGCACCUGCAUCACCGCCUGUUCAAAAACCAUCAGAAGUUAUACUCCCGGUGUCUCCAGAUCACACAGACCCAACUGACAUGGAGUUUGAAGAAUCAUCGACAAAAGUUCAAUUUCCAGUAGAUUUGAAAUUCUCACCUUGUGUUGAACAGCAUGAAUCAUUUGGACUACCUAAGUCUCCUCAUAGUGCAGCGACUCCAGAGGCUUUGGAGCAUGCGAAUUCACCUGAUAAUGUAGAAUCUCCGAGUUCUCAGGUAGGAAUUUCUGAGUCUCGUGACACUGGAUUCUCGAAACUAGUGGAUGUAGACUUUCCGGUUUCGCCCAAAAAUGAACAGCUUGAAGAUUCGGAAAUAAUUGGACCCCACGAGGCCAUUGGUAAAUUUAAUUCCAAGUCGCCUUGCACAGCGCACUCUCCGGUUGGUAUGGAUUUUUCCACUUCACCCACACCGCAGGCGUUUGAAAUGCCGCAACCUGAGGCAGGGGCUGGGCUGUCGGGUUCUUGCGAGUUAACCGGUUCUCCCACUCAUGCUGAUUUUGAUAAAUCCGUCGAAGUCGCUGACGUGUCCGAGGUCUCUCCUGCGGACCCCAAAUUUUCUACUUGUGCUGUCAGCCAGAGUAUUGAACCGGAUGCUGCGGUUCCUGUAAAAUUGUCUGAUGAGGAAAAAGUUGAGUCCUUAACGUUCUCGGACUCAAGCAAACCGGAUUGCACUGGACCCUCGGAAUCUGCGAAGGCGUCUUCAAUGGCAGCCGAUGCGGAGGAGGACUUUCCAGUCCACGAAGUCAACGUCGGGGGUUUUAAUGCCAUCGAAGAAGUGGUGGACCGCGUGGAUUCAACCGAAUGCACCCCUGAGGACAUGCCUCCAAUCCACGCAGAGACGCUCUACCAAUUGCAAGCCAAAUGUGUUGGUCAAAAAGCGGAUUCCACAACUGAUGAGGACGUUCUGAAAUCGCCUCAUGUCGGUUUCAUGGAAAACCUUACAGAUCAACCCCCGAUUUCAGAGGAACGGCUCAUCAGCCCGUCUUCUGAGGCUUCCAAUGACUCGGUCAUUCACGCUGGCUCCCCACCGCCUCCCGGGUUCAUUCCCGACCUUGUCUCUUCUUCGAAGGAAUCCGAGGCUCAUUCGGGCGAGGAGUUGCCGAUGGCCACUUCACCAGUCAGCACAGGUUUCUCAAGUCAGCAUCCACUCCUGUUUAAUCCACGUCAGACGGUUGAGCUACCUGCAAAUUCUUUCGGGGACUCCGCUUUACUCGCACACACUCCGGAAGAAUUGUCAAAUCCGUUUGGGGAUAAUUGUGGGAAAAAUGUAGACGAAUUUGGAGGUCAUGGAUUUGAGGCGUCCCCACGAGAACCUGGGUACAGCAGUGAUGUCUCACCAUGCAAGGAGUCUGCGCCUUGUGGCCACGUGGGUGAGUUCGCGAAUGGCCACGACACCCAGGGGGGUGGCAGUGAAUCCAAGUCUGCUGCAUUCGCCGGUGAGCCAGUCGAUAGCAUCACAUUCGAUCCUCUCAGCAGCUGGGGCCAUCCACAAGGCAUGCCAGCCCCGAGCUCCCUCGGCGGCCUGAAAUCGACACCGCCUCACCUAAGACCAGGAACUGCCAUCAACGGUACCAGACGACCCACCGCUGCUGCAAGUUUGAAGAUGUCAUCAAGCCCUGCCACUACUAAGGCACCUGAUAGCUUGCCUCCUGGAGCGCCGAUUUACCUCGACGUGGUCUGGGUCCCCGGUUACAUUGUUUCCGUGCCCUUCGAAAUGGCUGCACAGUUCUUCACCCAGGUCCGGGCUCGUGUUUACGUGCUCUCUGGGGAAUGCCUGCAUCCCAUUACUGGCGAGGCGCUGAUCGCUGGUGUCACGAAGUGGCCACUCGAAGAACGCGAGACAGUCGGUCGUGGUGGUGGUACCGGCAGUCUACAGGGUCUGAAUGUUGUUCCCACUGAUGAGCCAUUGGAGUGGGUUCGUUGGCUGAGGACGAGCAGUGGAACGAGUUCGAGCCCUGGCACCGGAGAAGAGCGUCUCCAGGCUGCGGGUCUCAAGGUGCACCCAUCGGCAACCCUCUGUGACAUUCAUUUUUCGGAUAAGGGCAUGGAAGUAAACUGCCCCGGCACCCAACUGCUCAUUUAA